CCCAGCCACAGCGACCGCCGCAGGACCCGCGCCCGGAGCGCCGGGAGCAGCCCCCGAGGCCCCGCGCCGCACCCCGGGAAGGAGCAGCCGCAGGACCGGGGCCAGCCGAGCGCGCCGCAGCCGCCCGCCCACCAGUCGAUGCUGAUCUCGCCCGCCACCGGGACCUCUCCUGCCCCCAGAUAGCCUAAUAUAAUCUCUAUCUAGAUAUAUAAUAUAUAAUGUCCUUAAAUUAUUCCCGAUUUUUUUAACGAAACCAAGCUGCCAAGUAAAGCACGUAUUCGCUCCCGUUAGCACUAAUUUUUACGCGAGCGAAUCUAAACUGCUGAGGAAGACCGUAUGUGAUUGUUAAAUUAUAUAUAGAUAUAUUUUUACUCUGAGCAACGCUUAUUCUUCUACAUCCAUAGAUGCUUGAGAAGCUGUGUUUUUGGUCAUUCAUGUGUAUUUUCCUUUGGAAAGAGAAAGCGCCUAUUUUACUAACCAAAGACUUGAUUUUGGGGGGUCCCCUCGGUUUCGAUUCCCUCCUAGAAGUAAGCCCAGUUGGAUUUGUGUCAGUGUUUUAAGAGAUUUUUUUGAGUGUUUUUUUUUUUCCUUUUCCCAGACCAGAAUUCCAAAUCAGAACUAUUUUCGGGUGAUAAGCUGCGAUCUUUUGAGCUAGCUAUAAAUAAGACAUUGCAAACAGACACAUCGGGACAGAGGAUUUUUCAAAAGGCUUGAGACAUCAGGUUGGUGGUGGUGGUUGUGUUUGAGAGUGUGUUUUUUCUUUCCUUUUCCCUUCAUUUUUUGCUGUUGUUUUUCCUUGAGAGCUUCUGAUCCUAAAAAUAAUAAAUGGGGGAUUACGGGUUUGGAGUGCUCGUGCAAAGCAAUACUGGGAAUAAGUCUGCUUUUCCAGUGCGAUUCCACCCCCAUCUCCAGCCUCCACACCACCACCAAAAUGCCACCCCCAGUCCUGCUGCUUUCAUCAAUAAUAACACAGCUGCCAACGGCAGCAGCGCCGGCUCUGCUUGGCUCUUUCCUGCCCCGGCUACCCACAACAUUCAGGAUGAGAUCCUGGGGUCCGACAAGGCCAAGAGUCAGCCCCCCGAGCAGCCAGACCCUUUAGAGAAGCAGCCGCUGUCGCCGAGUCCAGGUCAAGAAGCUGGCAUCUUGCCCGAAACAGAGAAGGCAAAAGCCGAAGAAAAUCCAGGGGACAGUUCGUCAGAAAACGGCAACGGGAAGGAGAAAAUUCGGAUCGAGUCGCCCGUGCUGACCGGGUUUGACUAUCAAGAAGCCACGGGCCUGGGGGCUUCCACACAACCUUUGACAUCCAGCGCUUCGUCCCUGACAGGCUUCAGCAACUGGUCGGCCGCCAUCGCGCCUUCCUCCUCCACCAUCAUCAACGAAGAUGCCAGUUUCUUUCACCAGGGAGGGGUCCCCGCCGCCUCGGCGAAUAACGGUGCUCUGCUGUUUCAGAAUUUCCCCCACCACGUCAGCCCCGGCUUCGGAGGCAGCUUCUCCCCGCAGAUCGGGCCUCUGUCCCAGCACCACCCUCAUCACCCCCACUUCCAGCAUCAUCACAGCCAGCAUCAGCAGCAGAGGAGGUCCCCUGCCAGCCCCCACCCCCCACCUUUCACGCAUAGAAACGCUGCUUUUAACCAGCUGCCGCAUUUGGCUAAUAAUCUUAGCAAGCCCCCCUCGCCCUGGAGCAGCUAUCAGAGCCCCUCUCCGACCCCAUCUUCUUCCUGGAGCCCCGGAGGGGGCGGCUAUGGUGGCUGGGGAGGGUCCCAAGGCCGGGAUCACCGCCGCGGGCUGAACGGAGGCAUCACGCCCCUCAACUCCAUCUCACCUUUGAAGAAGAAUUUUGCAAGCAAUCACAUUCAGCUCCAGAAGUAUGCCCGCCCCAGCUCCGCCUUUGCUCCAAAAUCCUGGAUGGAAGAGAGUCUGAACAGGGCUGACAACAUUUUUCCUUUUCCGGAUCGCCCCAGGACGUUUGACAUGCACUCGCUGGAGAGCUCACUCAUCGACAUCAUGAGGGCGGAGAAUGACUCCAUUAAAGGUCGUCUAAACUAUUCAUACCCAGGAUCCGAUAGCUCUCUGCUUAUUAAUGCAAGGACAUAUGGGCGCAGGAGAGGUCAGUCAUCCCUGUUCCCAAUGGAAGAUGGAUUCUUGGACGACGGCCGUGGGGAUCAACCGCUUCACAGUGGCUUGGGGUCACCUCACUGCUUCACUCACCAGAACGGAGAAAGAGUGGAGCGCUAUUCCCGCAAGGUGUUUGUGGGUGGCUUACCUCCCGACAUCGAUGAAGAUGAGAUCACAGCUAGCUUUCGUCGCUUUGGCCCUUUGAUAGUGGAUUGGCCCCAUAAAGCAGAGAGCAAAUCCUACUUCCCUCCUAAAGGCUACGCAUUCCUGCUAUUUCAAGAUGAAAGUUCCGUCCAGGCUCUGAUCGAUGCGUGCAUUGAGGAAGAUGGCAAACUCUACCUGUGUGUGUCCAGCCCCACCAUCAAAGAUAAGCCUGUGCAGAUUCGGCCGUGGAACCUGAGCGACAGUGAUUUUGUGAUGGACGGUUCCCAGCCUCUUGACCCCCGGAAAACUAUAUUUGUUGGCGGUGUGCCUCGACCCUUGCGAGCUGUGGAGCUGGCCAUGAUAAUGGAUCGGCUGUACGGAGGCGUGUGCUAUGCUGGGAUCGACACCGACCCCGAGCUCAAGUACCCGAAAGGAGCCGGGCGAGUUGCCUUCUCGAACCAACAGAGCUACAUAGCUGCUAUCAGCGCCCGCUUUGUCCAGCUGCAGCAUGGAGAGAUAGAUAAACGGGUGGAAGUUAAGCCAUAUGUCCUGGACGACCAGCUGUGUGAUGAGUGUCAGGGGGCCCGCUGCGGAGGGAAGUUCGCUCCGUUUUUCUGUGCUAAUGUCACCUGCCUCCAGUAUUACUGCGAAUAUUGCUGGGCCGCCAUUCAUUCGCGGGCAGGCAGGGAGUUUCACAAGCCCCUGGUGAAGGAAGGAGGCGACCGUCCUCGGCAUAUUUCCUUCCGCUGGAACUAACCGAAGGAGAACCGUAGCGCUCCUUUUCAGGCCUCCCCGAUCGGCGCCCUCUUCUGUUCAUGCUCACCCUCCUUCCUCGCCCGCGCCAAUGCUGGCAUGCCCUCUCGGUAACUGUUCGUGACUUACCAAUAGUAUAAUGCAACGAAUGGCCUAUAAUAGAGGUGUUUGUAGAUUCUCACGUCCCCGAAACCAAUAGGUAGGAACUCCCUUUCCACAGGGCCGUCAUGUUGCACCGAAGUUGGUUUCUCUGGUUUUGCUGGAGACUAAGAGGAACCCAACUUCCAGCAACAGUUUUGCAGAGGAGAGACAGAGAGAGAGAACUAUUAAAAAAGAAAUGAGACGAUAGAGUAUUUUGGGUUUUUUAAUUAAAUUAUUGUUAAUAAUAUAACAUAGAAGAAUACUUUUAUUAAAAUAGCCUUGCACCAAGAACACUAUCAUCUAUCCUGACAACCCCUCCCUCCCAAGGAACUGCUUUUGCUUUUUUUCCCUUCUUUUCUGUUCCUUCAUCAUCUUUCUGGCCUCUCUCUUAGCCCCCCACCCCCCUGUAUUCUUUUCACGGCAGUGGAGGAAGUUAACAAUUAUUAACAGGAAAGCGCAUAUUAAAGCCAACACAAAUGCAUGAGCCAGACUGAAGCAACAUUCUAAGGACUCUGAGGGGUUUUUUUUGAGGCUGAAUAGUGUUCCUUCUAGCCUCCAAGUUACCUCCGAAAAGGAAAGACUAAAUAGGAACAUAAGCAGAGCUGGGUUUAUUUUCUCUUUAAACCAUGUUGGAAAUGUAGAAUGUAAAAAAAUAAAAUAAAGAGGGGGGUGAAUUUACUACUGAAUGGGGGGGACAGUUACUGUAGUAUACUGAUUCCUAUUGAAACUUACUCAUUGGGCCGUAGCCCCAAGAAAACCUACCAAAGCUAGAAUUCACGCCAGCUGGUGGGAAAACAAGCAUUUCCUCUCCCGAAGAACAAAUGCAGAGAUUUUUAUUUUCGGUGUGCUCUAGGAACUCUGUAGCCGAACUUACUUAAUAACACUCAUCCUCUGACAGCCUUUGCUCUCCAUUUUGACGUUAUAAAGGAAAAGAAAACCGAGCUAGAGAUACCUCAAAGAUAAAUCACUUUCGAUUUUGUUCGCAAAAAAGAAAAAAAAAGAGACAAAAACAAAGAAAGAAAUAAACAAACAAACAAACAAAAAACCCCAUCACCAACGAAAAAAUCCGAGCUACCAAUUGGCUGCUGAUUGGCUUACUUUUUUCUGAUUUCCAGUCACUUUGGGGAAUCCUGUAAUUUAGUUGUAACAUAGCAAAUGAAAAAAAAAAAGCUUAAAAAAAAGUUAAGUAGUUGCAAAGUGUUUUGCACCGUUGAUCUAAGUAACUGUGUAAAUCUGUGCAAAGGUACGUAUGUUUAUCUUACUCUUCCUAUAAAAUAAAAGAACAUUACAGUUUCAGAACUUAGCAUGGGACAUAGACAGUGUUUGAAGUGCCAACUUCACCAAGUAAUGCAUGCUUUAUUAUAAAUAAAAUUCUAGCUUGGAAAGGCGUUAUUAUGUGUUGAACAGUAUGCUUCAGGGGUGAAUUUAAAAAUAGUCUCUUGAAGCCCGGUAAUGGAAAAUAACCAUUCUUUUCGUUGACAUUCUCUUACUCAAAUGCCCUAUCCACCAGGAAAAGGAUUAUUAGCGGUGUGCAAAACGUCACAAAAAAAAAAUCCACACACACACAACAAAGAAAACUCCAGUGGCACUCUUGCUAGGUGUACCACCUACCCGUACCAUCUGGGAGCCCUGCAAGCCAAAGAUGCCCCAGCACCACUAGGAACCACCCGGCCAACACCCUCCCCCAGCUGAUCUCGCUCUUGGCAGAGCGGGCCUUUCCCGAACUCCGUCCCGGUUCCGUUCCAUUCCAAAGGUCAAAAUGGAGACAUCUGCUGUCGAACCAUCCAGCCUAGCAAGGGAGCUGCUUUUCUUUUUUCUUUUCUGUGAAUCGCUGCAAAUCCUGAAAGUUCGUCCUAGGGGGCUGGGCAGCGGGGAGGGGCGCAGUUUGCUCUGUGUAGCUGGUCAGGAAUUUCUUUCUUCUCUCCUGCUGAGUUCCGUCCUUCUCACUGGAGUGCUCAUUUGCCUCUUUCUUAUUCUUUGCAAUGCUUGUAGGUGGCUUGGGGUAUGCUAUUGUGCUGGGCCUACGCAGUGAACAGGUGUGUGGAGUUAACCAGAAAUAACACUGAGAACUAGCUUUGAAUAAUCAUUUCUCCCUUUGUACAUGACCUGCUGAAUUUCGGUACAGUGUUUUUGUAGCUAACUUAUUUUGUCAUGCACAUAAUGUAUAUUUGUUAUGCACUACUUUUGUAUAUCUUGUUUUUCCAACAGUGAACAUUUUUAGGCACACUUUUCACUGACGGGAUAUCUCUUUAUGCAAUACCUCAAUUUUUCAUAUUGCAAAGAGUAGCUUUUUGUACUUUUAUUACUGAGAGAUCUUCAUAUACUUCAUUUUUUAAUAUAAAUAAUUUUAAUAAAUUUUAUUUUCUUAUAUUCUGCUUUUUAUACAUUUCAGUGCUCUGCGUACAUUUUAAAUUCUGGAUGCCGUGCACUGCCAAUGCUAUUUUAGAAUCUGCAGAGAAGAGAAAGCAUGUUGCUUCAAACAUUCUUCCCCAGCACCACUCUCGGUGUCCCUAGCAUUUAAAAAAAUAGUCUUAUGUGAAGUCACAAAUUAAUGAGGAAAAACAGAUUCGCAUGAAAAUGACAGGCAACACUGUACUUCCUAAAACAAACGAAUGAAAACAAAACACACACACACAAAAGAAAACCAAGGGAAAAAAAUGAAAUGCAUAAUAAGCCUAGGGUAGAAAUUUAAAAGAACAAAAUUGUCUACAGCUUCUUACUAGGUUUUUAAAAUGAUUCAUAAUGCAGACAUUUUUGGUGAAUGUUUAGCCAUUUUUAAUAUUAAUAAAUUGAUGUUAAGUGUUUGAUUCCGAGAUGUCUGCCCUUUUAAAUUAUAUAGAAAGAAAAAAAAUAGCCUGCCGUGGGACAGGUGUGUGAUGUUAGUAUGCAUGACUAAUGUAAGAAUUGUUAUUCUCCUAAUAUUUACUCGUGAUUGUGUGGCAAGCGUGUUUACAGAUUCUUUGAUUACACUUCAAUUUACAGGGCAUAAACAAUUAUUAUCUAUUACUCUGAACUUUGAUUGAUUACAUGUCCUUCAGAUUACAUGGGAUCGUCAUUGGAAGUUACCAUGUAACUCCCAACACAAUCAACAUGUAAUUCGUUUACAGAUUUUAGGGUAUCACUUCAAUUCCCCAAGCAUGUGGUUCGAGCACACUAGCAUGGCACUAGCCAUGUACUUACAAUGUAGUUACAGAGUAAUUACAUGGUUAUUUUUGCAAUGUAAAAUAAAGUGUUUCUGAUUAUUUUCUAUGUAAAAGAGCCCUUUCCUCUUCCUCCCUUCUGCCCCCCUUCACCCGACCCCCCCGCCCGCUUUGGUAUAAUAUAUAUACUUCUCCAUACACAGAGCUCUGCAGAAUGCAAAAUAAAACUUGCAGUGAAUGAAUUUCGCAUUUUAUGAGAGUGCUGUUGGAAAGACUUGAUUGAUAAUUCACCCCUUUUGUUUCGAAGAGUUGAAUCUUCUGUUCAAAGGUGAUUUAAAACUUGAAUGUGAUGAAUUGUGGCGAGUUAACUUCAAGUUAUGUGCAAUACUUAUUUCAAACUUUUGAAAGAUCUUUGCAGUGUGAUUCUUUGUUUUUAAUUGCAGACAUUUAAAAAAUGUCAUUUUCUACUGUUAAGAGUAAUCCUCUUUCUUGUUGGUGUUUCUAAAGAAAAGAAUCAGAAAUCAAUCUUUCUACUAAUGUAAAUUUGAGAUUAUUUUUAAAAAUGGAAUAAAAGAGGUUUUGGUCAUUUGCUUUAUUUUAUUAUCUUAUUUUAAAGCUACUGUGAUUGAUAGCAUUGUAAGAAUUGGGACAAUAUUGUAUUCAACUGUUUUAUUUUUUAUAUUUUUAAAAUUUAAAGUAUAAUUAGUUUUUAUAAUUUUCAUCAGAUUUUUGUUAUAUUUUUUGGAAGUGAAACUUUUAGCCAGUGGGUGUCUAGUUUUUACUAAUCCCUAAUGUUUUAUUUUCCCCCCCAGUGUAUUGCUCAUAUUAUCAGAAGGAAAAGUUAUUUAAGUUUGUCAGUUAAUUGUACUACUUGGCUGAAUUUCCAUAUAGUUUUUACUGUGUAUGGGGAGGUUGUAGUAUUUAUUAUAGCAUUUUAAAUAAGGGUAAUUCAUUUUUUAUUAAAGUCAUUUUCACCUUAAGUUCCUAUUUUUGUAUGUUCUACUCUUAAGUUAUAUAACACAGUUCCUUUUUUAAAAGAGUUCAUUUGUUGAAGUGCUAGUGGAAAAUUAAUGUUAUUAAAUAGUUUGCAAAUGACUAUUUAUACCAGUAUGCAUAUAAUUUUUAAAUAUUUGUAAUGUGAGAUGUUGAAUGAAUAAAACUUUUAACUCCG
This is a messenger RNA of Sorex fumeus (smoky shrew), 7464 nucleotides long. It is a transcript of the gene CPEB4, whose product is annotated as cytoplasmic polyadenylation element binding protein 4. Gene Ontology annotation, biological process: negative regulation of cytoplasmic translation. Bases 826 to 3015 code for a protein of 729 amino acids. Gene Ontology annotation, cellular component: synapse; nucleus; neuron projection. Gene Ontology annotation, molecular function: mRNA regulatory element binding translation repressor activity; mRNA 3'-UTR binding; ribosome binding. The transcript has 10 exons. Lineage: Eukaryota; Metazoa; Chordata; Mammalia; Eulipotyphla; Soricidae. The record is from RefSeq and is a predicted model, not a curated record.